AUUGUUAUGGACGACUACAGUGACCCCAAAGAUGUUUUAAAAGCUGUCCAAGAAAGUGGCAUGGUUAUACCCCCUCAGAAACCUGAAAUGGUCCAUCACUACCCUGAAGACGACUACUCAGUACCAUACGAACCUCAACGCAUGCUCAAAAUGAGAGGAGAAGGAAAGAAAGGAUCAAGACAUUCAGCUGAAGAAGAGAACUGGCCAGUUCCAAAGCCACAAGAACGUUUCAGGCAUCACACUUACGAAGAACCACCCGAUGUCUCACCUCCCAUCAGGAGAUCUGAAACACCCGACAGUUACGUCGGUGAAUCAAGCGACGAACUCAAUGGACACUCGCCAGCAAGCAUGUCACCGUCGCCUCACCGGCAAGUCAACUAUUCCAAAGAUCACCACUCAUCGUCGCCGAUGUCCUCAGAGAGCGCGGACGACAGCUUCCCACCAAUGCAUUCCUCGUCGCAAAACCACCGUCAGCAGACGCCACAGCACGACAGAAGACCCACGGCAGAGUACGACAACCCUUGGGAGUGGAGCAAUAAUCCCAUGAAGAUGGCUAAGAUGGGACCGAGUCCAGAAGGGUUUGAAGGUCCAAGGGGGAGGAGUAGGUCCGAACUACCAGCCAAUAGAGUUAUGAGGACGAGUCCUGAGUCGGACACCAGGCCAGGAGACGAGUAUGACGCACCAUGGGAAUGGAUGCCAAUGAAUAGGAAACUCUCACAAGCUAUCACAGACAAGGAGAAGCAUCAGCAUGCGGGGCGUGUCUCGCCCCUGCCGGAGACUCCUACGAGGGGGGUUAAAAAGGGGAACAUGAAGCUUGAUAUCAAGUCAAGACCGGUAGACAUGCCCGGAGAGCCGGUAGAUCCCAAGAUACCACUCACCCAUCAAACAUGGUACCACGGGAAGCUAUCAAGAUCAGAUGCAGAGAAGAAGUUAAAAUCCUGCAAGGAAGGUAGUUACUUGGUUAGACAGAGUGAGAGUGCUGCCAGGGAUUACUCAUUGUCAUUAAAGAGUGCAAAGGGUUUCAUGCAUAUGAAGAUUGUGUUCAACCACCAAUCAGACGGAUAUAUAUUAGGAGAGUUCAGUAAACCAUUCCCGAGCAUCUCAGAAAUGAUAUGCUACUACACAAGGCAAAAGCUCAACAUCAGAGGGGCAGAGCACAUGGCAUUGCUACACCCGGUCAUAGACCAGUUACUAUAGGCCUGAUCUUGGCGUUAGAACCCCUGUAGAAGAUAGACUGUUCUAGAAAAGACUGGCUGGCUGUGAGAGAGACGAUGAAGAUGGUUAUCGGUUUUUCCUCCGUUUCUGUUUCAUGUGUCUUGGAUUGAUUUGGGCAGAGCAUACUGGAAACAAUGAGAGACUAGUCCUCAAAAGUCUAGAGGAUUCCUAUCCUCUGCACGUUCAGACUGCUACACUGUCCCACAUUGUUCUAGAAGAUGUUGUGGACUAUCUGAUAGUCCAAGCUUUGACUGUCUGCAAGACAAGCCAGCUUGCGAGACCCAUACUGAACUAGUCCAGGUCUAAGAGAUAGACUUCACUAUAUAUUGUUAGAGAUAUUUAAGGCUAGAAACACCCCUGAAGAUGAUCUAUCCUUGAGGAAUCUGUUCCUGAACCCUGGAAUCUUGAAGGUGUGAUGGAUGGGCAGUUCUUUGACAUGUACCAGACAUUGAAGCAGAAUGAAGAUAAUGCUACAAAGGUACAACUCCAUUCUGCAAAAGACAACAGAAUGUAAAAAAAUAAAGGCAUAUAGAGAGUACUGUGUAAAUAUUUUCAACCAAAUGAAGUUUUGGCAGUUUUUCCUACUGAGGAGAAUAUGUGCAGCUGUCAAACAGGGAAGGACUAGAACGAAAGGAUGGACUGCAACAUGGGUAUUGUCAGAGGAUUACCUAAACAGCAGCAGCCUAGACUGUUGAUGCUUAAAAGUACAAAAAAUGAAGUUAUGGACACAGCAAGUGGUAUUAGGGAUUGGCUACUGUUGGAUUACUCUGCCUUUCCCUAUAUACGUAGUGAAGGGUUGAUGGAUGGAUGAAAAUCAAAGAAAGUGUCAGAAACUUCCCAUGUUUCUGAAUUACAGGCGUCAUUACUUGAUAAGUGUUGUCUGUAGGUUCAGUAUAUUUCUUCACGAAACAGAGGAUAAAACAGUUUGGUGUUGCCCGUGUUGGGUGGAUAUAUCAUACAAGAAAGAUAUAUAUAAAUCUAUCAAAGACUUAUCUUUCAUCACAUAUACAAAAGCUAUGGUGAUUAUAAAUAGAAAAAUAAUUGUGGAAAAAAUAUUAUGUGUGCUAUUACUAUAAAUGAGCAAAGAUUUUGAAUGAUAAUGGUAUAUGCGGUACUUAAUUUUCAAGUCAUACUACAUGUGUCACAGGGUCAUUCAUAUGAGAAAUACAUGUAUGUUGAUAUUUCAUGUUAAUGUUAAUCAAAUCUAAACUCCUUAAAAGCCCUCCUUUCUCCCUCGUUUUACAGAGAUUUUUAAUUUUCCUUCAAUUGUGUUAUACUGGGAAGAAGGUCUGUUUUAUGCAUGGUAUGUAAACCAUAUAUGUACUUCUUUUUAAAUAAAAAUCCCCCAAAGGAAAUCGAACCUUAGCAAAAAAAAAAAAAUUACAGAGAGCAGAUCUGUUGAAUAUUAUUAUUAAAAAUCCAAUGAAAACAAUGAAAGAUUUUGAAAUAUUAGCAAUAUAGAUACAUGUACACAUUGAUGCUUGUGACUAUAUGAUAUUUCGCCAUUUCAAUAUGAUAAAGUGCCCAUCCCCAUGUGUUGCAAUACAAAAAAAAUAUUAAUACGUUUCUUUUGCAAUUAAAAGACAAUCUAAAAACAGUGACGCAGGUCACUGUAGAUUGUCUUUUAAUUGUAAAAGAAACUUAUUCUGUUGAUAGUGCCCUUAAGUGUGAAGGGACUUCAGAGGAAGAGGGGAACAAAAGGUACAACCAGUAUCUGGCCAAAUCCCCCCAAAUAAUUUAUCUGAAUUCAUUGACCACAAGUUUGAAAGAAUCAUUAUCCGCUUUCUCCAAUUAAUUAUGAUAAUUUUCCCCCUUUUGAUGGUAAAACAUUUACAUAUUUAGCUUGCAUAUUGUGGCCCGGAUGAAUGCAUUCCUUCUUUCAUACUAGUGAAUUUAUUUUGAAAGUUUGUGUUUCAUUUCUAGUUGAUUCUUCCCCAUGCACUGAAACUACAGAUAUAUUGGGAUACAUGUGUUCAAUGUGCAUGUUCACUUUUUCAACUUUCUGAUGACAAUAGAUAGCCGUGGCACGUUAUAUUGUCACUGUACAUACAUACUGAGGAUGGCUGGUCCGUCUCGACCACUCACACCAAGCUUUAAUGCAAUGCAACGUUAUAUGCAAUAUAAUAGUAGGAUACAUUGAUGUAUUAUAUGAAAUAUUCAUGGCAUGGUGUAUUUUUUGGGGGUAAUUCUCUAUUCUCUCUAGUCUGCAGUGGUACAAAUAGAUUAUAUGUCAGUAAUUAUGGAAACUAUAUAGGAUAGUACAACUGUUUUGAGCUCCAUUUUUAGUUGAAAAUAAUUUACUAUAAAAUGGCUUACUCACAAACCCAUUUAAAAUUGCUUGAAUACUUUGUAUGUAUAAAGCAUACACAACCUUUGAGAAGAAAAUGAAAGAUAAACUUCUUGUAGAAUGAGCCAGAAAUAGAUGUUGGUUUUGGUGGGGACACCUUGUAUCUUUAAAACAUUAAAUAUUUUGGAGAGUGAAAAUACAAGGCACUAUAUCCAGGAAGCCAGUCUCCUGUUUGCGUGAUGGCUUCAUCGGAUGAG
Messenger RNA from Lytechinus pictus (painted urchin), 3759 nucleotides. Its product is annotated as SH2 domain-containing adapter protein F-like. The coding region runs from base 7 to 1197 and encodes 396 amino acids. The transcript has 5 exons. The record is from RefSeq and is a predicted model, not a curated record. Gene Ontology annotation, molecular function: phosphotyrosine residue binding. NCBI's taxonomy places the organism in Eukaryota, Metazoa, Echinodermata, Echinoidea, Temnopleuroida, Toxopneustidae.